This is a messenger RNA of Oncorhynchus mykiss (rainbow trout), 2012 nucleotides long. RefSeq lists its product as uncharacterized. Lineage: Eukaryota; Metazoa; Chordata; Actinopteri; Salmoniformes; Salmonidae. The record is from RefSeq and is a predicted model, not a curated record. Gene Ontology annotation, biological process: regulation of transcription by RNA polymerase II. Gene Ontology annotation, molecular function: DNA-binding transcription factor activity, RNA polymerase II-specific; RNA polymerase II cis-regulatory region sequence-specific DNA binding. Gene Ontology annotation, cellular component: chromatin; PcG protein complex; transcription regulator complex.
UUCCUCAACAGUAAAACAACAGUAGGUCGGCCACCUCCUUAGCCAAAAACAUCAAAUGUUUUUAGGCUGUUUUGGUGUACAUCAGUCACUGUGUUUUAAACAUAUUUCUGUUUUGUUUACUUGUUGGUCCAUUUAAUGUACUAUUUACGUUGUUUGUCAGGUGGCUGGCUUGCUAAGUUCGCUUUGCACUAGGCUAAUCGCUAAUGCUAAGUAGCUAGCGAGCUAACAUCCCCGAUCAUGAGUUCACUUAGCUACUCCACUCCUGCUGAAGAAGAGGGGGUCUGCUGGACGGAGAAAGAAGAAGAGGCUGUUACAGUUAAACAAGAAGUAGAGGAUGAGGCUGUUACAGUGAAAGAAGAAGAGAAAGAAGUUACUGUGACAGAAGAGAAAGAAGCUUUCGAAGUAAAAGAGGAGGGGGAGAUUACUGUCACGUUGAAAGAGGAGGAGGAAGGAGAGGAAGAGGGGCAGAUUACUUUCACGUUGAAAGAAGAUGAGGAAGAGGGGCAGAUUACUUAUACGUUGGAAGAGGAGGAAGAAGAGGAAGAGGGGCAGAUUACUUUCACGUUGAAAGAGGAGGAAGAGGAGGGGCAGAUUACUUUCACGUUGAAAGAGGAGGAAGAGGAGGGGCAGAUUACUUUCACGUUGAAAGAGGAGGAAGAGGAGGGGCAGAUUACUUUCACGUUGAAAGAGGAGGAAGAAGAGGAGACGGGAGAUCUAAGUAAAACCACAGGAGAGCGACCAGACUCUCACUCUGACAGCGGGGAGAGUCAUUCAGGGGAACCAGACCCAGAGACGUCCAAACCAGCGAGACGACACCACUGCUCCCAGUGUGGAAAAAGUUUUAACCGAUCACAACACCUGAAAUUACAUGAGAGAACACACACAGGAGAAAAGCCUUACCACUGUUCCCAGUGUGGAAAGAGUUUUAGUCAGUUAGGGAGCCUGAAAGGUCAUAAGAGAACACACACAGGAGAAAAGCCUUACCACUGUUCCCAGUGUGGAAAGAGUUUUAGUCAGUUAGGGAGUCUGAAAAGUCAUAAGCGAAUACACUCUGGAGAGAAGCCUUACCACUGCUCCAAAUGUGGAAAGGCAUUUACAUGGUUAGUGGGCCUGAAAAUGCACGAGAGGACGCACACAGGAGAGAGGCCUUACCACUGUUCCCACUGUGGAAAGAGUUUUAGGUUGUUAGGGAUUCUGAAACUGCAUGAGAAAGCACACACACGAGAGAAGUCUUACCCCUGUUCCCAUUGUGGAAAGAGUUUUAGGUGGUUAGGGUCCCUGAAAACACAUGAGCGAGUACACACACAAAAAAAGGAAAAGCUCUACCAAUGUUCACUGUGUGGAAUGAGUUUUACCCAGUUAGAAGCCUUGAAUAGGCAUGACAGGACACACACACGAGAGGAUAAGCCCUACCACUGCUCCCAGUGUGGAAAGCGAUUUAACUGGUUAAGGCAGCUGAAUAAGCAUGAGAGAAUACAUACACAGGAGGAGAAGACAUACCACUGCUCUCAUUGUGCAAAGACAUUUCCCCAGUUAGAGGACCUGAAAUCACAUGAGAGAAUAGAGAGGCUGUGUUCUGACUUGAGUUUUUGACUGAUCAUUUGACUGAUCAACAACCCUCUGUUGUUCAUCAUGCUUUUCAUAUUGCAUAAUGUACAUAAAUAUAUAAGUAAGUAGCUGUCACGUAGAGUAGAGCCAGACGGCCAAACUGGAAAACCUAAACCUCAAUCAAAAUAAAAAAGAUGGCGGAGAAGCAAAAUGUAUUCUGGGUAUUAUUAUUUACUUCUUCUUCUUUACACGGUGAUUCCAGAAGAAAAACAACCGUACUGCCAUUACAAGUGUACCUUUUGAGGACAGCUUACAACCAAUCAAACAGCUCAAUCCAAAACGCCUCCAAAAUGAACUGAAAGAGAGAGGCUCCUUUUGUACUCAUCAGAACAAUUAACACAAAUUAAUUAAGCAAAUUACCUAUUCAAACCUACCUAUUCAAACCUACCUAUUCACCUAUUCAA